Messenger RNA from Penaeus indicus, 3324 nucleotides. Its product is annotated as palmitoyltransferase ZDHHC22-like. The record is from RefSeq and is a predicted model, not a curated record. Gene Ontology annotation, biological process: protein palmitoylation. NCBI's taxonomy places the organism in Eukaryota, Metazoa, Arthropoda, Malacostraca, Decapoda, Penaeidae. The transcript has 6 exons. The coding region runs from base 34 to 912 and encodes 292 amino acids. Gene Ontology annotation, cellular component: Golgi apparatus. Gene Ontology annotation, molecular function: palmitoyltransferase activity.
UCUACCAAAGUUCAAGACAGGCCAAUCUGCUGGAUGCGAUCACCACUAUGCUUAUGCCAGCGAGCAUGGAGAUCUUUUGUGAGCACAAACAAAAUUGUGUAUGUCAAGAGAGUUGUGGAGUUCCUGACAAGCUUGGCUCCACUGACGACACUUGCAAUCAUAUCGUUUCUGUGUUAUUAUUCACAUCAGCUCCUGGAAGCUAACAACACGAAUACAGUUGUGGUAUAUUUCUUCUGCAUUGAAUUGUUUGGCAAUUGGCUCUUAUUUUUUUUCAACAAAAGUUAUAUUGACAAGUCAUCAGGAAACAGUGAGCUAGCACCUGGUUUAUCACACGAUGAUUGCAAACAGCUGCGCUACUGUCCAACUUGCAAAAUAUAUAAACCUGAGAGAAGCCACCACUGCUCGCUCUGUGAUCGCUGCAUCCACCAGCGAGAUCACCAUUGCUUCUUCCUCGGAACUUGCGUGGGAGGCUACAAUUUAUGUUACUUUAUAUUCUUCUGUUUUUAUGCUUGUAUUGGGUGCAUCUAUGCGGCAAUUUUACUUCAUGGAUACUACUCAGGGACAUACUUAAGAUCAUUUUGGUCCUCUCAGUUCCUCUACUACUUUUACCCCGUGACGUUAAUCAUGUGGAUGUGUGGAAAAGCUGACUUAGCUGAGGUUGGAUGGGUCACAUUACUCUAUAUAGCUUCAGCAACAGUUGUUUUUACUGGCUUCUGUGUUAUACAACAGUUGAUCUAUGUUUUAAGAGGUCAGACUGCUUAUGAAUAUAACAAGGGUCUACUCAUGGUGCACCGGUCAGCAUUCCACAAUUUUCUGCAUGUUUUUGGCCGCUACUGGAUCCUGCACCUCCUCAUCCCCUUCCCACGUCGUCGCACUAUCACAGAUCCAAGGAGCUUUCUCAAAAUUGUCUGAGACUUUGGAAAUUGCACUUUCUGUUUGGUGUUAGUUUGUGAUAAAGGAUGCAAAGUCAUGGUAUUUGUUCUUGAGCAUUUUUGUAAAUAUUUGUACAUUUACACGAUUUGUCUACAUCUGCAGAGAACACUCACAGAGAAAUACAGGCAAGCAGACAAACAACAACACAUACAGACUCAGACAAACAAACACAUAUGUAUUUGUGGAUGCACACACAUGCACAUGCACAUCAGUAUAAACACAUGAACUUAUAUAUGCAGUUAUACAAUGUUUAGAUAUUUAUUAAAGGUAUACUUAAUAUUGUUUGUGGACAGUUAUGAUCUUAAUUUCUUGUAGCUAUGUAUUUAUGAUUAAAUGGAUAAUUGCAAUCAAUAACUAUUCCAGUUUGUCAAACCAGCUUUGAUUCAUAACAGUUCUCAAUUGUUGGUUAAAAAUGCAGAUUGUGCUUGCAAUAAUAAGCUUGAUUGACAAUGUGGUUUAUGUAUUUUUUAUGAUGUUAUUUUAUGUUGUAAGUGUUGUAGAUCACUGUUUAGAAACUAUAGUAAGCAGUAGCCUACUUUGAUAAUCUGUAAAUUGUAAUAUUUGUAAUAAUUAUGUUCUUUUAUGCACAUGUGCACAGUAUGAAGGAAACAAAAGAUAAGAGUGUUGUGUAUAUCAAUUUCAUACAUAUCAUUUGAAUUUUGAAGAUGUAUAUACAUAUAUGAUAUAUAACGUGACACAGGUUGUCAAAAUAUUUUGGAUUAAGGAUAGCUGUAAGAUUUCUAAGACAGAUAUAGAGACACACAGAUAGAAACAUUGGUACACUGAUACACACACAGAUUUGCAGUUACAGAUACACUCACUCACUCUCUCACUCACUCACUCUCUCACUCACUCACUCACUCACUCACUCACUCACUCACUCACUCACUCACUCACUCACUCACUCACUCACUCACUCACUCACUCACUCACUCACACACUCACUCACUCACUCUCAUACACACAGACGCACAUGCACACGCGCGCUCACACACACAUACACACACACACACACACACACACACACACACACACACACACACACACACACACACACACACACACACACACACACACACACACACACACACACAUAUGCACACACAUACAGAUAUGCUUCCCUCCACACCCAGUCCCACACACCCCACAAAAAUUUGUUUUGCAAAUUUAUUGCACAGUUGUUGAUUUCUAUGGUAAAUGAUUAGUAUAUUGAAAUUAUCAGGAAAAUUAAGCUAAACUACCUACCAGAAUCCAGUUCCUAAUGACAUGAAAAUGAUGCUUGUUGUUGAAAUUUGACAAACAGAUUUAUAUAAGGAGGUGAGACUGUUUUAUACUUUCUAGUCGUAUAUUGUGAUUUGUCCAAGAUGAUAUCAAAAGUUCAGUAUUAUAGGUUGAGAAUCCCAUAUCUGAAAUACUGAAAAGCAACAGACACACAGAAAAGUGAUAAUGAAAACUAUUAUGCAAUAAUAAUAAACCAUUUGCUCUGUGAGUGGUUUGUUGGAAAUACGAGAAAAUUCUGACCCAUUCACAGCCAAAUUGAUGGCUGAUGCAAGUUAUCUUCGCAACACUCCUUAAAGCCAGCAGUACAAACAUUCCUGUCCAAGAUUUUUUUUUUCUAAACUAAUAAUUUAUUUGUCUCACUGUAAUUAUGUUUACUCAUCCUGGUACUUACCCAACUUAAUGAAUUCGGUUUAACCUAGAAAAGAUUUAAAAAUCCUAGAUUAUUUCAGAUUUAGGAUUCUUAUCCUGUGUCAGAUUUCCUGGGUGGUUUCACUUAUUUUUACCCAUUUACUGUGGUUUAUGAAGAUGUUUAUGUAUAUACAUAUUAGCACUAUGUAUAUAUGUUAGCAUGUUUACAUUAUGUUUGCCAGAUUAAAAUUGAUUUUGUAUAUCCAGAAAUUGAUCAAAGACUUGUACAUAAGGGAAAGUUUUGUAUUGCAUGAUUAUUCCUUCUCAUUUUGAUAAUGUACUAUUUACUCCACAAGAUAUAGGAUUUAACAGGGAAUAUGAAUGCAAGAAGCACAUUCAUUUGAAUAAGAAAUGUAAGCUGAUUAGUUGAAAGUAUAUGUUGAUUUGUGGUGUAAGGUAUAAAGCUAUAUUGUGCUAUUAAUUCCUGAUUGAAAUUUAGACAACUGAUAUUUUGCAAAAUUAAAACCAGAUACUAAAUUAGUCACUAUAUUUAUUUUGAUGUUGAUAUUCAUGAUAGGGUUGUAAUCUUUGUGAGACUAAACCACACCUGUUGUCUGCUUCUGUGGUUCAUCUUCAAUCAAAAAAGUAAAAAAAGAAUAGGAUAUUCUGAAGCAUAUAGUAUAAUGUAAAUAAUGAAGUUUGAUAGCUUAGGUGCCCUAUGGUGUUUUAUUCAGGAAUGUAUAUCUUAUGAGAGGCAGGAAU